This is a messenger RNA of Zalophus californianus (California sea lion), 1510 nucleotides long. RefSeq names its product zinc binding alcohol dehydrogenase domain containing 2 (gene PTGR3). Lineage: Eukaryota; Metazoa; Chordata; Mammalia; Carnivora; Otariidae. Bases 145 to 1278 code for a protein of 377 amino acids. Gene Ontology annotation, molecular function: oxidoreductase activity. The transcript has 2 exons. The record is from RefSeq and is a predicted model, not a curated record. Gene Ontology annotation, cellular component: mitochondrion.
GGGAGUCGAGGGGAGCACGCCGGCCGGAGGAGGGGCGGACCCGCCUGCUCCGCCCGCCCGCUCCGAGCCAAGCCGAGCCGAGCGGCCCGGGCUGGGCGCGACCCCGGCCCGCGGCGGCGCAGAAAGCGGGCAGAGGCGCGGGCCAUGCUACGGCUGGCGCCCGCCGGGAGCCGAGCCAUCGUGGACAUGUCGUACGCCCGCCACUUCCUGGACUUCCAGGGCUCCGACAUCCCCCGCGCCAUGCAGAAGCUGGUGGUGACCCGGCUGAGCCCCAACUUCCGCGAGGCCGUCACCCUGCGCGGGGACUGCCCGGUGCCACUCCCCGGGGACGGAGACCUCCUCGUCCGGAACCGAUUUGUCGGUGUCAAUGCAUCUGACAUCAACUAUUCCGCGGGCCGAUAUGACCCUUCAGUCAAGACCCCCUUUGACAUAGGUUUCGAAGGUGUGGGAGAGGUGGUAGCCUUAGGCCUGUCUGCCAGUGCCAGGUAUGCCGUGGGCCAGGCUGUGGCCUACAUGGCCCCCGGCUCCUUCGCUGAGUACACGGUGCUGCCAGCCAGUGCCGCAGCUCCCGUGGCCUCUCUGCAGCCCCAGUAUGUCACCCUGCCGGUAAGUGCUACCACUGCAUACAUCAGCCUGAAGGAGCUCGGAGGACUGUCGGAAGGGACAAAAGUUUUGGUGACGGCAGCAGCUGGGGGGACAGGCCAGUUUGCCGUGCAGCUUGCAAAGAAGGCCGGGUGCCAUGUCAUUGGCACCUGCUCUUCCGAUGAAAAGUCUGCUUUUCUGAAAUCCAUUGGCUGUGAUCGUCCUAUCAACUAUACCACCGAGCCCGUCAGCACUGUCCUGAAGCAGGAGUACCCCAAAGGUGUGGAUGUGGUAUAUGAGUCCGUCGGGGGCGCCAUGUUCGACUUGGCCGUAGAUGCCUUGGCUAUCAAGGGGCGCUUGAUAGUCAUUGGAUUCGUGUCUGGCUACCAAACUCCUACUGGCCUUUCUCCUGUGAAAGCAGGGACAUUACCAGCCAAACUGCUGAAGAAAUCUGCCAGUGUCCGGGGCUUCUUCUUGAACCAUUCCCUUUCUAAGUAUCAAGCAGCCAUGGACCACUUGCUUAAGAUGUAUGCGGGUGGAGACCUGGUCUGCAAGGUGGACCUUGGAGACCGGUCUGCGGAGGGCAGGUUUAUUGGCCUGGAGUCUGUAUUCCGGGCUGUUGAUUAUAUGUACAUGGGAAAAAACACUGGAAAAAUUGUAGUUGAAUUAUCUCGCUCUGUCAGCAGUAAGCUGUAAAAGCAGAACAAUGACAUAAAUCAAAGGAGAAAGAAAAUGGGCACUUUAUUCCUCAGAAUUACUCAAAUCAAGUUAUUUGUAGUUGGUUAACGGGUAUAAUAUUUCUUAAAACAAAAGUCAGGUGUUAAUGAAUAAGUUUCUUUUUUUUUUUAUUUUUUUGGGGGGGAGGGGGUUUGCCCCUCCCUUGAAAAUAAUGCUAAUAAAAACUUCUCUCGAUGGCUCAGAGGUAAAA